AUGAGACAACAAUUCGAAGAGAGAACAGAGAAGAGAAGGGCAGCGUUAAGCGACAGCCAGAUCACUGUCAUAAAUCCCCCAAUGAAGCAGCUCCCGUUCCCGUUUGCGCUGAAUAUUGGCACUGAUAUCGUCCAUAUCCCCCGUAUCCAACGACUCGUUGCCCGCUCCGUCGCCGCCAGCACCAGUCUCGACCCUGCCGCCGCUACCAACCAGAAAACGUCCCUCUCCAGAUUUGUCCGUCGUAUACUCUGCGAACAGGAGCAGGCAUACUUCAAAUCCAAGUUCAAGCUGUCGUCUGUUGCCUCUGAUGUCCAGUUACCUUCUCAACCUAUAACUGCUCAGACGUCCACGGAAAUUGCAAGAUGGCUAGCUGGACGGUUUGCUGCUAAAGAAGCGGCUCGGAAGGCGGCUCCUGGAGGUGCGGCAAGUGUAAACUGGAAGGAAGUGAUGAUUCGAGCUGAAGCUGGCGGAGACGGACGACCAGAGGUGGUAUAUCUUCGUGAAGGAGGAUCUGUAGGUCAGCCUGGGAAGCUCUCGAUCUCUCACGACGGGGAGUAUGUCGUUGCAACGGUUAUUGCAGCUACUCCGGAGUUGUGA
Messenger RNA from Trichophyton benhamiae CBS 112371, 597 nucleotides. RefSeq lists its product as uncharacterized. Gene Ontology annotation, molecular function: holo-[acyl-carrier-protein] synthase activity; magnesium ion binding. NCBI's taxonomy places the organism in Eukaryota, Fungi, Ascomycota, Eurotiomycetes, Onygenales, Arthrodermataceae. The transcript has a single exon. Gene Ontology annotation, biological process: fatty acid biosynthetic process. Bases 1 to 597 code for a protein of 198 amino acids. The record is from RefSeq and is a predicted model, not a curated record.